Molecule: messenger RNA, 1095 nt
Organism: Alternaria rosae
Lineage: Eukaryota; Fungi; Ascomycota; Dothideomycetes; Pleosporales; Pleosporaceae
Product: glycosyl hydrolase family 76-domain-containing protein
Exons: 1
Coding region: 1-1095 (364 amino acids)
Biological process (GO): carbohydrate metabolic process
Source: RefSeq, a predicted model, not a curated record
AUGACAAUGAUCGGCGACUAUGCGAAAUCAGAUACUGGAGAUGAAGCACUGCAGGAUCUGGCAAGCGAUGUCUUCGCAACUGCGUUGCUGAAGGCGCCGAUUAAAAAUCCAGAAGCGAGUAUUAAUGAGCUGUAUGCUUAUAGCACAACGCCUACUCUCAGCAACACAACUAGCCAUAAGACUGGGUACACGAAGAUACUCGAUCCAGAUACCAACGAACCCUACACAUUCUAUCCGCUUGACUGGUACGAAAAUGGGAAAUCAUAUCCCACCAGGCCAGAUCCUCACGACUGGCUAGAUGGCUACUACGAUGACGACCUUUGGUGGGCCUUAGCCUGGAUCAAUGCAUACGACGUCACGUCUGACCCCGCGUAUCUCACCCUCGCGGAAGGCAUAUUUAUCGCUGUAUCGCGCAGCUGGGGUACAUAUUGCUCCCAUGGCGGCAUCUAUUGGAAUUGGGAAAAGGACUACGUUAACGCGAUUGCCAAUGAGCUCUUCUUCAACACAGCUGCGCAUCUGGCUAAUCGCGUCAAUCACGAUGAAAAGAAGACAUUGUAUCUGUAUUGGGCUGAGAGAAGUCUGAGCUGGUUCCUUGGAAGUGGUAUGAUCAAUGAGCUUGGUACUAUCAACGAUGGAUUGACGGAAGAUUGCGAGAACAACAACAAGACCGUUUGGUCGUACAACCAAGGUGUUAUCUUGGGAGGUCUUGUCGAACUUUACCAAGCUUCGACUUCACCCAGUUUCGCAUGCCUGGUUCUCGCAUCGGAAAUCGCGAAUGCGGCGCUUGUCGCGCUUUCGGACAAAAAUGGUGUUAUACACGACGAAUGCGAACCGAAGUGUGGUGGUGAUGGCGCUCAAUUCAAGGGCAUUUUCAUGCGCAAUCUCGUCAAGCUUCAUACUGUGGCGCCUGAUAAAGCAUUUUCAGACGCUAUUCGCGUCAAUGCGGCGUCUAUUUGGGAACGGGAUAGAGCGGUGACGGUUGACGGCUUACCUGUAUUCAGCGUAAACUGGGCCGGGCCAUGGGUUACUCCAGCGAAUGCAAGCACGCAUAGCUCGGCAAUGGAUGCACUUGUCGCUGAUAUAGUCAUCGAUUGA